Oryzias latipes (Japanese medaka) is the source of this 4685-nucleotide messenger RNA. RefSeq lists its product as uncharacterized. Gene Ontology annotation, cellular component: bicellular tight junction; myosin complex. Gene Ontology annotation, biological process: protein localization to cell-cell junction. The record is from RefSeq and is a predicted model, not a curated record. NCBI's taxonomy places the organism in Eukaryota, Metazoa, Chordata, Actinopteri, Beloniformes, Adrianichthyidae.
GGCUGCAUAUUAACCAUGCCGCUCACAUUCCCGGUGCCUCAGCCCCCUGUCUGCCUGCUGGGGGUUGUAUUUAGGGUCAUCUCCAUGUACACAGCAGUGCGGCGGACACACACCGCCGGGAAACUAGCUCCUAGUGUGAUCAUGAAGCCAUCCAGCCCUGCGAAGUGUCCAGAUCCACAGACAGACAAAGAGGAACUGCCUGCUUCUCUGGAAAAACUACGGCAGCUUAUAGAAGACAAAAUUGAUAUCCUGCAGUUGCCCUCCAUAGAGGAUCAGCAGGAUUCACGGUGUGAGGAGGACGAAGGAGAAGGAGGACUGUGGAGGUUGGCUGUUGUGAGUCGGGAGCUGUCCUUUCACCUCCAGCAGCUGCAGACGCAGACAGAGCAGGAGCUCAGCAACAUUCAAACACAACUGAGUCAGAUCGAAGGCUGCCGGCAGCAGCUGACCGGGGAGCUGUCGGAGCUUCAGAAGAGGAAGGAGCAGACCGAGGAAGAGCUGAGGAGAAGCUCCUGCCCUCACGCGUCUGCAUUUACCUUGUGCGCCUGCCGGGAUCUCCAGGCCGUCUUUGCAGAGCGUUUGCUUCAGUCUGAGGGGCUGGUGUUCCAGAGAAACGCAUUGAGCGCGCUCUGUAACCUUCUGACCCAGGACCUGCAGAAGUACCAGGAGGAAAGGCAACAGCUGACCCGUUUCGCCCAGAGAGUACUCGGGAAACCCCACAGGUCAGGGGGAGAGGAAACCCUCAGACAGAGCGAGGACGGCAUGCAGGGGAAGAACGAGACGGUGCAGGAAAACAACAUGCAAACUCUGGAUUUCUCUGCAAAGUCACCACUUAGUUCUCACCUGAGCAGAAAGGACGGAGAGGCCGAGAAGGCCUGGAGAGCCUCUCUGAUGAGACCGAUAGUUGGCCUGACCAAUAAAUCAAACCUGCUGCGAGGCGGCAGCGUCAAAGACCUGAUCACCAAGUUCUCUGGUCCAGACACCAUCUCAUCUCAGCAACAGAGCUUUCCCCUGGGACCUGACAGAGUCCUAAAGGUCGCCUCCAUGGACCCUUUCAAUUCCCCCAAGUCAACGUCCAGUCCACCCAUGGCAAAGAGAGCUGGGCAAGAGGCAAACCCUGUUCCCAGCAUCGUCGUGACUCCAUUUAAAGAAACCACUCAGAAUGGGCUUGAACUGACGGAGAAAGCCACUAAGGCUAGUCAGGUUGCUGCAAGAAUCAAGUGUCCUGUUGAGGGUGUCACCCCAAACUCUGCUCUAGAACCAAGAAGCAAAGCAGAAGCGCCAGACUCUGGUAGAGAUUCACUGGCUGACUCUGGCGUGGGAUCGGAGCCAGAGUUGGAUCAGAACAGAUACCCAGACAGCCCGUCAGAGGAGGGCCUCUCCACACCCCGAGCCGCGUCGAGCAGCGAAAGCCCAAAGUUUCACACGUACACGAACAACGAACCGGGAAUCAAUGGGGUAAGCGGCAGGGAUGAGGAUGGAGGCCGCGGGUCAGUCGGGGAGAAAAGCCCCAGGCUGGCCAGAUGGGAAACCACCCGGCUGGGGUUGAACCACUACCGCGGGUCCCUGGAGUCCCUGGCCUCACGGGACUGGGACACAGGUCCUGACAGGGUGGGCUUCACCGACAGCCCGUCCAGGGUAUUUAACAGCCCUUACACCUCAGCCACUUCUCUGGAGUACAACCCCUCAUACAGGGUGUCAGAGUUCAAGGGUAGGCUGUCUCCCUCCACCUCGGAGCUGAACUUGUACAGCUUUAACAGUCGCAGCACCAGCCCAGUGGGCACCCCCACCUUUGCCUCCUCUCGUCCCCGCUUCUCCGCCUACGACACACUCAUGAGGAGGAGGGCCGAAGCCAACAGCCCUGUGGCCUCCACCCAUUACAGCAUGCGCUCUGCUACACUGGGGGCCCCCAACAAAAGAGACUAUAUAGAAGAGCUGACCAAAGAGCUGGACACAUGCCAGAAGCGUAAUCAGUUCCUGGAGGCAGAAAGUGUGCAGAUGGAGAAGGAGAGGAGCCAGAUCAGGCUUGACAUCCGUAACCUGCUGGUGAGCAAAGAGGACCUCCACAGGACCAACACCCAGCUGACCAAUGAGCUGAAGAGGCUGAGAGAGCAAAUGGUAGAGAUGGAGAGGGAGAAGCAGGCUGUGGUGGAGGAGUGCAGAUCAAUGGAGUUUGAGGUGAAGCAAGCCAGGGAGAUGAUGGUGGAGGCCAACACCCAGGAGUACGCCUUCAACUACCUGCAGCAGUCGCUCCAAAACAAGAUCCAGGAUGCUGAGGAGAACCUGGAGAAGCAGACGCAGCGCGCUCAGGACCUGUCUGACAAACUGUGGCUGGCAGAGAGACAGUUGGAGGAGCUGGAGAUGGAGAAAGGCACCAAAGACAAGAAGACGUCAGAACUCAACGCCACUAUUCUCAGACUAGAGACGGAGCUGGGUGAUGCCCUGCAGAACUUAACACAGGUCUCCACAGAGCUGAGCCUGCAGCAGAAGCUGCGUGACGAUGCUCACCUGAGGGUGGAGGAGUUGGAGGAGACUCUGCUGGAUAAGGACCAAGAACUACAGAGACUGCAAUCUCUUGUCAGCAAGCUGCAAGGAGAGGUCUCUGGGAAGCUGAUUGAUAAGGAGAGGACGCUGGAGGAGGAGAUUCAGCUGAGAGAAAGGCUGCAGCUGAUGUGCAAACAGGCUGAGAGGACGGUGGAAGACCUCACGAUGGAGCUGCAGAGCACAAACCAGGCCAAAGAGGACCUGGCAAAGCAGCUCAAACAGACUCAGGAAAAGAUGCUUGACCUGGAGAGUGACCUGGAGGAGCUGCAGGAGAGCGAGCAUAGGUGGGCUGCCAAACACAAGAGGACCAUCGAGCAGACUGAGCUGCUACAACAGAAGCUGAUUCAGCAGAAAGAGCUGAAUGAGGAGCUGGAGGCUGAGAAAGCCUCCAUGGAGAGACAGCUGCGUGAGCUGCGGCUGGAGGUGGAAGACCUGCAUAGCUCCAAAGUGCAGGAAGACGUCAUUUCUAAAGCAGAAAUCAGAGCCAAGGAGCUGGAGAACGCUCUGAGGGUGGAGGAGAGGAGCAAAGCUUCCCUGUCAAACACCAUCAAUAAACUGGAGAGGAGGAUCAGUGAGCUGACCGAUCAGAUGGACGAGGAGACCAGGAUAGCUAAUGAACAGAAAGAACUGAUGACCCAGAGAAUUCGUUCCCUCAAGCGGCAGCUGAAUGAGGUUGAAGAGGAGGCAAGCAGGAAGGAGGCGCAGUACCGCCACAUCCAAAGGGAGCUGGCUGAACAGCGAGAGAACACCAGCCGCCUGGAGAGACAACUGCUCGAGCAACACCUGCAGAACAAACGUAAAGAGAACCUGACCAUCCGCCAGACUCUGGACAACCUGAGGUUAGACCUGGAUGAUGAAGAUGAAGAGGAGAAUGUACCAGAAACAAACAAUGUCACCAAAGUCUAAAAAACCAUCCCACGCUGUAAUUCUAGCUUCAGUUCUGCCUCCAGCAGCUUUUCAAAGUGAAGCAGUUAUAUUGUGAGGUCGAUCUUAUCCCUGAUAAAAGAGGGCCGCCACAUCUAUGCAAUAUCACACGACAAAAAGACAAUAACACUGUUGAACGCACUAGGAUUCUCCAUUAGGUGAGUUUUUUGUUCUGAAGCCACAAGUGUUAAGACAAACAAAAUACCAAGUUAAAACUAAGUUAUGAAGACAUGAUGGAAUUAAAAAAACUUCUUUUUUUGAGUUGAUGGAAAUACAGCUGCUUGAUUAAGGAAAAACAAAGUCUUAAAAAAAAAACACAUUGUUUUCUUUAAUUAAAAAUUAAUUCCAGAAAAUGAUCAUCUCUGUGAAAAUGUCACACUAAAAAGUGUAACAGUACGUUUGUGAUGGAGUCUCUCAAAAGUGCAGUUUUCAAUCCAAACACUUGUUGGUAGGAAGCUUUAUUUAUACAAAACACUUUUUGUCCCAACUUGUGUGUCUCCUGUUUGUUUAAAACUACUGCACAGUCAAGCUUUUAACGGUUGCUUGCAGGACGCAACUUUUAUUUUUAGGAUUGGCUCGUGUAACAGAAGUGUGGUUAAGCUGUAUUGUCAUGUAUUUAACGGGUUUUGCUGCUGUUUGAAACUACUGUUUUAUGUCGUUCAAAUUGUUAUUAUAGGCAAAAAGAAAAAAAAGAAAAUCUUUAGUGAUGGUAGAACGUGUAAAACAGGGACAGGGUUGUUGUUUUGUUUUAUUUUGAAAAAGGACAUCCACCCAGGACAUUUCCAGCAUGUUUGAUGCUUGAAGUCAAAGGAAAGAAAAGGGAAAUGCUGUUGUGCGUAGUGUGAGGGUCUCAAAUAAGCCACUUCUAUUUGCUAGAAAUGUGACUUUUCAUUCAUACUUACUAACUGUACCAUUUUCUUUUCCUGUUGAGAGAUGAAAAUGCUUUUGUUUGAGAAGACAUUGGUUUCUUUGUUUUAAUUUUAAUGGUAAAAGUAAACAUGUACAUUUAGAUAAAAAAAGGAUGAGGGGGGACUUUUACUUUUCUUGCCCUGAUUAAAGUGCUUCACUCUCAAUAAUGUGUAAAAACCCUUUACAUGUUAUUUUACACAAAGGAUGGAGUGACAGAAGUGCCAAACUAGGAAGAAACACUUGUAAAUGUGCAAAAGUGGAAUGUCAAAAAGUUUUCUUGUCAGAAUAAAUGUUCUUUUCUUUUAUAAACA